This is a messenger RNA of Vitis vinifera (wine grape), 6091 nucleotides long. RefSeq names its product pentatricopeptide repeat-containing protein At1g08070, chloroplastic-like. Gene Ontology annotation, cellular component: intracellular membrane-bounded organelle. NCBI's taxonomy places the organism in Eukaryota, Viridiplantae, Streptophyta, Magnoliopsida, Vitales, Vitaceae. Gene Ontology annotation, molecular function: RNA binding; protein binding. Bases 513 to 2138 code for a protein of 541 amino acids. The record is from RefSeq and is a predicted model, not a curated record. Gene Ontology annotation, biological process: RNA modification. The transcript has 3 exons.
UCUAAUAAAAAUUAUGAAAUGGGAAUAGAAUGGCAAACAAGCCCUAAAGAGUAAGGAGAAAGGGAAGAAAACCACAUGGAAGAGUCGAGGAGCCUCUUCUUUACUUGUUGAUCACUGAGAAAGAAAAAACUGUUUGAAGGAUAACAUUCUUGAGUCCUCACUCCAAAGACCUAUACACAGAGAACAAGACUCCCUCUCUCUCUCUCUCUCUUUCUCCCUCCAUAUUUGCAAAAGUCCACCAUGGUCACAGCUCAAUUUUCUAAUUUCUCUUGAUUUCUCUCUCUAAGAAACUACCUUGGAAAUCAAAGGAAAAUGUGCAUGGGCUUUUCUUUCUCAAGCUAAUUCCACCAUUUUCCUUUGAAAUAACCUGGAAAAUGGAAGGAAAAGGAUCGUGGGUUUUCCAUUCUGAAUCUAAUUUCACCUUUUUCAUUUGGAAACCACAUGGGAUUUGAAAGAAAAUGCUUGUGGGUUUUUCAUUCUCAUGCUAAUUUCACUUGUUUUCCUUUGGAGUAAUGUGUGAAAUGAAAGGAAACUUUUCAUGGAUCUUUCAUUCUCAGGCAAUAAAAUUGAAACAUCCAAUUCCUACCUGCACUCUCAACCAACUAAACCAAAUCCAUGCCCACCUCCUUAAGACCCACAAACCACCGUUGAUCUUUAACACUCUCCUUCCAUCACUCUCCCCUCAGGAUGCCCUCCUCCUCUACAACCAGAUGGUGCUCCACCGUACAUCCCACAACCACUUUACCUUCACCCAUGCCCUCAUUGCUUCCUCCUCACUUCAUGCACUCCACAAGACACUUGAAAUUCAUGCACGUGCCAUAAAAUCUGGACACUAUUCUGAUAUUUUCAUUCAGAAUACCCUACUUCAUUCAUAUGUAGUUGAAAAUAACUUUGUUUUUGCUAAGAGCGUUUUCAAAUCAAUCUCCUCUCCCGAUGUGGUUUCUUGGACUUCAAUCAUUUCUGGGCUUUCUAAGUGUGGUUUUGACGAGGAAGCCAUUGGUGAGUUUUUGUCCAUGGAUGUGAAGCCUAAUACUAGCACACUUGUUAGUGUCGUAUCUGCUUGUUGUGGUUUGAGAGCUGUUAGGUUUGGUAAAGCUAUUCAUGGGUAUAGUUUGAGGAGCAUGGAUGGGGAUAACAUCAUUUUGGAUAAUGCAUUGCUGGAUUUCUAUGUCAAGUGUGGGUAUUUGGUGAGUGCAAAGUACUUGUUUAUGAAAAUGUUUAGGAGGGAUGUGAUUUCUUGGACUACAAUGGUUGGUGGUCUGGCACAAGGUGGGUUAUGUGAAGAGGCGGUUGAGGUUUUUCAAGCCAUGGUAAAAGGUGGAGAAGCUGUGCCUAAUGAGGUCACUCUAGUCAAUGUAUUGACAGCAUGUUCUUCCCUUAGUGCAUUGAAUUUGGGUCGAUGGGUGCACUCAUAUAUUAGUACUAGGUAUGAUCUUGUGGUGGAUGGUAAUGUGGGAAAUGCUUUAAUCAAUAUGUAUGCUAAAUGCAGUGACAUGUAUAUGGCUGUUAGGGUGUUCAAUGAGCUUACCCACAAAGAUAUGAUAUCAUGGAGUACCAUCAUUGGUGGCAUGGCCAUGAACGGGCAUGGUAUGCAUGCUUUGCAGUUCUUCUCGCUUAUGUUGGUUCAUGGGGUUUCUCCGGAUGAUGUAACCUUUAUCGGCUUGUUAUCUGCAUGCAGCCAUGCUGGGCUUGUUGAACAAGGGUUAAUUUUCUUUAAAGCCAUGAACAAUGUUUAUGGUAUUGCACCUCAAAUGCAGCAUUAUGCUUGCAUGGUUGAUAUGUAUGGUAGAGCAGGGCUCUUGGAGGAAGCAGAGGCUUUUAUUAGAGGAAUGCCCAUGGAAGCUGAGGGCCCCAUUUGGGGAGCACUACUCAAUGCUUGCAAGAUUCAUGGGAAUGAAAAGAUGUUUGGGCGGAUCGACCAAAGCCUUCGUAAUGCUAAAGGAGUAAGCAUUGGAACUCUUGCUUUACUAUCAAAUACUUAUGCUAGUUCUAAUAGAUGGGAUGAUGCUAAUAAGGUUCGUGAUAUGAUGAGAGACAUGGGAUUGAAAAAGAUGUCAGGAUGUAGCUGGAUUGAGGUUGAUGCAAUGAUUAAUAGAUAUGAUGGAGCCAAUAGAAGCUUUGCAUUUGCUGGCAAGUAGUAGACUUCUUUAUCAUUAUUGGUUAACUGGUGACCUGAUCAAAUAUAAGUCAGUUGUUAUCUCAUGGCCAUUUUGGUUAUAAGAAAUAUAUCACCACAAAAUGGUAGUUGAAUCUCCCUGUUUUAGUAUGGUUUUUCUUACUCCAGUGGUAGGCCAUUUUGCACAAAGAGGGUUUUUUGAAGGUGCAGCUGAGGUCUUUUCAGGAGAUGAUUCAAGGAAGAGAUGAAAAGCCUAAUGAGGUCUCUCUAAUCAAUGUAUUGAUGGCAAGUCCUAUGCUUUUGGUGCCUUAGGCCAGAGGGGAAAUUCAUACAUCCAGCAACAUGAGCUCAUAGUGGACUUGAUGAUAUGAAAACAAUUCAACCAAAAUUUAAGCUGUGUGGUGACAAGGUCAUGGUUUUUUAGGAUUUUAAUAUGCUUACAUGCAACAAUAUAGUGGGCCAGAAAUGAAUGACUAUGGCAUGCAUGUUGUCAACCUUUUCUUACUCUUAUUAGGUCAAGAGUUCUCCCUGAUAUUGCAACAUUCAUUGGUUUGUUUUCUGCAUCCAGUCACAAAGAGCUGGUUGAACAAGGAUUUGUGUUCCUUGGAGCCACAAAUGAUGAUGGAAUCAUGCCCAAAAUUCAGCAUUAUGCUUGUGUGGUUGAUAUUUAUGGUCAAGCAGGACUUUGUUAACACUUUUGAUUUCAAAAUAAGGCAUAACAUGGAAAAUGGUUCUCCACUUAAUUGCAGAUUGUUGACAAUUAUAAUACGAAAACAAAGAGAGACAUCCCCUUACAACUGGUUUGAGCCCUAGAAAAGAGAGACUGCUUCCUCCUUUGAUUAUUGCCCAACAGUAGUUCAAUCAGGUGAGUUUCAUCACAUUUUUUUUUCUUGUGAAUUAAAGUAAUUUCAGUUGAUUUGGGUGUUUUUGUGAUAUAUUUUGCUUUAUUCUUCCUAUAAUACUUGAAGCCCAAAUCCAUAUAUUUACUUACAUACUGAACUACUACUUGAAUUAUCCUCAUACCUUCAUGCUGAAUUACCAUCUCCACUGCCAUUAAAGCAAGCAAACAGUUACCUGCCUAAUCUCUUCAAAGCCCCAACCACCAUUCUUGAAUCUCUACAAAAUGGUCAACUGCCCAUGGUACAGAUUACAUCCCCAUCUUUUUUCUUUUUGAUAACUAAAAAAAGAGAAUAUAUUAAAAGCAUUUAUAAAAUGGCGCAAAUAGAGUACACAUGGAGUAUACAAAACAGGUCAAAGGACAAGCAAAAAGAAGAAAAGGAAAAGAGAGAGCAAACACCAACCACCCAUAGUUGUGAAAGGCGUGCCUAGGCUUCAGGUGAUGCAACGCAACCCUUCGGCGUGCAAGGCGCUCGCCUCUGGCAAGGCACGACGCAGUCCACAAGUGCGCCUCGAUCCCCUAUCUCCUUCUUCUUCUUCUUAUUUCGGUCUUCUUCUCUAGUGAUGGGUUGUAGAGGGUGAAAGAGAAGCCUUUUUUUUUUUUUAUUUAUAGUUUUUUGAGACUAGAACGACGUCAUUUGGUCCCUGUUCUUUUAAAAGAACAAGGUCCAAAAUGACAUCGUUUUGGCCUUUUUAUUUUAAAAAGAAUAGGCCAAAACAAUGUCGUUUUGGAGCUUGUUCUUUUAAAAUAAAAACUAUGCCGAGGAAAAAUAGACGUACCUUUCCGGGACCUUGUUGAUUAAAUUGAAGUUUUUGAUGAUAUUUGAUGAUUUAUGUGUUUAGGACAAAUAAAUAAUCGUUAAAUUUGAUUAUAUUAUAUAAAAAUAUAUAUAUAUGUAAAUUAGGGUGCGCCUCACUGCACUAAAGUCUGCGCCUUGCGCCUCAGGCUCCAGGAGUACUUUGAGCCUUGGUGCGCCUUAAGCCUUUUAAAACUAUGCAACCACCUUAACUAACCAACCAUCCCCAAUAAACCUGAAGCCACUCUUAACCCAAACACAAACCAAAACUCUUGACCAACCUCACAGGUUUUGAGUCCCCAAAGCUCCUUCCCCUUUCCUUGAUAGGGGUCGGAGACUUGUUAUAAUUAAUCGAACACUCUAGUUUAUAAAUUUCCUUCUCGAAAUGGGAAGUCGAGGGAAUACUCCUCUUUUCAAUUGAAAUCUUGACUACAUGCUCAUUUCUUGACUCCAAUUUCUUUAGCAGUGAACUAAUCUCCUUUCCAAACCCCUUCACAGGUAACCCUAAGAAGCUGCUGAAAUUGACAAAAUUAGUGCAGAGGGCAUCCAAAACCCCCCCUCUGGGACACAAGCAAUCGCUAAGGCCUUAGGGGGCUCUACUUCCUCAGCCAUAGCCUCCUCCUCCUUACCCAAAGGGUCCUUCUCGGCAUUUUCGGAAUACUCCAGCAAACUAUUGUUUCGCAACAACAUACUUAUCGCCCAUAGGCCCCAAAGAAGAGAGAGGCCUUGGAAACCUGUUUGCCUCCAUCGCGAGAGCUUCGUUGGUGAAUGCCACACGUGAGCUCAUUGAGACCGACAUUGGCAAUGCCUCAAGCCUUACACGCCCAUCUUCGACGCAAUUGUAUGGUGCCGUCUCCUUGAAACCUACAGAGAAAGGCCUCCCUUUAGGAAGCUUUAGAGAGCCCUUCUCUCCCUCAGCCAAAACCACUAAGCAACAACCCUCCCUUUUUUCCUUUAAACACAGCCCUUCUGAUGUACAGGACUUACCUUGGGUCUAGCCUACUCUUAAAUCCUCCCCCACUUCAUUAAUAGAAAUUGAACAAGCCUCUGAAGUGUCUGGUCCACUAAGGCUUUGGACCUGAGGAGUAGCACAACCAUUGGGACAUUGGGCUCCCUUUAACCACUUACAGCCCAACCUUUUGGUCCCUAAGUCAGCCCCACUAAAGACGCCUUUAGCAUAGUGAUGUUCCAUCAAACAGGCCCCUCUUGUUUCAACCGUAUACCACACACCACUUCCUUGGACACACCCCCUCUCUGCAGCUUCUUGCAGGACAGAGAUUUGCCCCCUCUCCUGCUAGAGCAGCCUUGUCACAUGGCUGCAACACAUCACCCUCCCACUCCCACUCCCACCUUGGCACAUGGAUCACCCUCGACACCUCCCCCUACCUCCAACGUGCACGACCCACUGUUAUUGCUUCUCUACGCCACUGAAGAAAAACUGGGUGGAGCUUCCCACCACAACCGUAAGGAGAAACUGGAGUAUCCCACUACCACUUGCAACAAGCUGGGCUUAGCUCUCCCAUCAGCCCUAACCAAAAUCCUCACCCACUGGAGAUGAGACAAAAACGUAGUGUCUUCAUCCACAACAAUAAAUCCCCCACAACAGUCCCCUAUUUUCUUAAGCAACUCCCGACUCCACAGAUGCAAAGGGAGACCCAACACCCUCACUGAAACUUCCUUAGCAAACCCUCCCUUAAGCAAACACCCAACUUCAGGAGUCCACCUUACCAGAUGCAACACCUAGUCCUUGAGUCUUCUAGAUCCUCUUGCAAGCACCCUCUCUACCUCAAAGCUCUCUUCAAAGUCAAGCAAAAGCAGUGUUCCCCCAAACACUGAGAUCUUCACCCCCCUUUUUAAGGACCAAAGGUCAGUCACCACACUUUUCAGCGAAAAGAUAUCUGGAAGCAGGUCUGAAACUGCUCCCGACCACCCUACCAAAUGCCUUCUCAACUGCUCCUCCCUACUCUUCACCUCACUCUCCCCCAGCUAUAGCCAAAUGAUGUCACCCACCACACCCAGAACCGUCCUAACCACCUCUGCAUAAGUCCCACUGACAGGUCUCUCCUUUUAAAUACUUAAAAAGGGGAAACCACUUCCCUAAACUCAUCUGAGGAGAUGACUCCUAGAUUACGAAGCUUCUCUGCCAAAAUGGACCACCCCCUUGGAAGCCCCUCCCUUCAGGGAAGAUCAAUGAGAACCUCUUCAUCUCCUCAGUCACCACUGAACAAAAUGAUAACAAAUCACAUCCCAUCUAUUAAUGUUAUUUUGUUUGCAAACCUAA